AUGCGCUCGUUAUACCACACAGUGGAGUCUGCAUGGCGUAAGCCUGUGACCUCUGGAUCAUAUCCCAAGGGCUGUGCAGCGUAUGGCAUGACAACGGACGGCGACAGCCGACUGUUCAUCUACGGCGGCAUGGCAGAGUACGGCGAAUACUCCGAAGCU
Messenger RNA from Sphaeroforma arctica JP610, 159 nucleotides. RefSeq lists its product as hypothetical. The transcript has a single exon. The record is from RefSeq and is a predicted model, not a curated record. The annotation marks the transcript as partial. Lineage: Eukaryota; Ichthyosporea; Ichthyophonida.